Molecule: messenger RNA, 1636 nt
Organism: Trichobilharzia szidati
Lineage: Eukaryota; Metazoa; Platyhelminthes; Trematoda; Strigeidida; Schistosomatidae
Source: the annotation of a GenBank genome assembly
UGCGAAGGUCAUUCACAUCUUGACCUAGACAAUUAUGAUUACACUAUCUGUCUUACUAGCUCUUUUGAUUGGUGGAACAGAAGAUGGAGUCUUCCCUGAUUGGCAAUCUAGUGAAAAUUGGAACGAAAGUCCCAUUGAAUACUUACUCCCAACGUUGGUGAAUUUCUACAAUCAGCAUUCAAGCGAGCCGUUUAAAUAUGUAGCUUUUGACGCAAACGAAACUCUGGUGUCUGAUUCUCAUGGAUUUAAGUACAUCUUCAACGUUCUAUUAGCUCCUUCAACUUGCGCCAAAUACAGUGUUGGCUACGUAUCCCUUGCAAACCUUGGUCGUUGCAAAUUGAGGGAGUAUGAGUUCAGGCGUUGUAUAUUUUCACUGCGUUAUCGACAGGGUCUGCUGUUUGAUAACAGCAGUCUGUCUCUCGAGAACUGUAUGCCUGCCAGUCCGAAAAUCCCGGAGAACCCCCAGUAUCUAGGCUUUAAACUUCCUGAAAAUGUGGAUGAAUUGUACGCGAAUUUCAAGUGGUCAUACAGGAAACAAUAUCAGGGGACAGAAAAUGAGAUAAGAUUCAAUAUCUUUAAAACUAACCUACUAAAAGCUCAACUGUAUCAAGUACUCGAAAGAGGUUCAGCUGUUUAUGGUGUCACACCCUUUUCAGACUUAACAAGUGAAGAAUUCGCACGUACCCAUCUAAUGGCCUCUUGGGAUUCACCCUUGAAAAGUAGUGAAAAGAUUUCUUUGGCUGGAAAAGUUGAAGAUAUACCAGAAAAUUUUGACUGGAGAGAAAAAGGUGCUGUGACUGGUGUUAAAGACCAAGGCAUGUGUGGCUCUUGUUGGGCAUUUUCCACGACUGGCAAUAUUGAAGGCCAAUGGUUCCGUAAGACUGGAAAACUAUUAUCUUUAAGUGAACAGCAACUUGUUGAUUGUGAUAAAUUAGACGAUGGUUGUGGCGGUGGUUUGCCAUUGAACGCUUAUGAAUCAAUUAUUCGUAUGGGUGGACUAAUGACUGAAGACGCUUAUCCAUAUGAUGCUAAAGAUGAAAAAUGUCAUUUAAAAAUUAAUAAUAUUGCAGCAUACAUUAAUAGUUCUGUUAGUUUACCAGAAGAUGAAAAUCAAUUAGCCGUCUGGUUAUAUCAUAAUUCAACAAUCAGUGUUGGAAUGAAUGCAAUGCUCCUGCAGUUUUAUCGUCAUGGGAUUAGUCAUCCGUGGAAAAUUCUCUGCUCAAAAUAUAUGCUUGAUCAUGCAGUUCUACUUGUUGGUUAUGGAGUUUCUGAAGAGAAUGUACCCUAUUGGAUUGUUAAAAAUAGUUGGGGCGUUGAAUGGGGUGAAAAGGGUUAUUUCCGUAUGUAUCGUGGUGAUGGUACCUGUGGUAUUAAUACAGUAGCUACAUCAGCUGUGAUUUAUUGAUUCUGUGACAUCUUGUUGCCUGUGAUUCCAACAAUUCAGAAGAAGAAUGGAAGGAUAAUUCCUAUGAGUUUGUGUUCAUCAUCGCCAUCCCUCCAUCAUCAUCAUCAGUAUAACCGGGUUACUUUUAUUUUCAUGCUCUGAUAUUUUGACGAUUAUUGGGCUAUAAUAAAGAUCUGACAAGUUCAUUAUUAUUAUUAUUAUUAUUAUUAUUAUUAUUAUUAUUAUUAUUAU